Molecule: messenger RNA, 3336 nt
Organism: Fonsecaea multimorphosa CBS 102226
Lineage: Eukaryota; Fungi; Ascomycota; Eurotiomycetes; Chaetothyriales; Herpotrichiellaceae
Exons: 1
Coding region: 1-3336 (1111 amino acids)
Biological process (GO): phosphatidylinositol-mediated signaling; lipid metabolic process
Molecular function (GO): phosphatidylinositol-4,5-bisphosphate phospholipase C activity; calcium ion binding
Source: RefSeq, a predicted model, not a curated record
AUGAUCUCUGCCACGCCCUCGCCCUCUGCCAGGGCGCUGAGGAGCCGUGACAACUCCCCAUCGCCUCAUCCGCGGGCCUUGGCUCGCAUGCCCUCCAACCCGCGAGUGAACACGGCUCUACAUAUAUCCUCUGUCACUCCGGCUUCUGCCAACAGCACAUCCUCCAUGACCCAAAGCCCUUAUAUCAGCUCGAUCCAAUCUUCUCCCUUGGUGCCUCAUUCAAUCCACCACCUACCUCACCUUGGGACCCCUGUCCCCCUGGAGCUGGGCGAGAGCCUUGUCUCUCCCCAUGUCUUCUCGCCUCCGAAGGAACCCACCGCAGGCCCGAAGUCCGUGGGAAUGAUACGCAAGCUCUCCCAAAGUGCCAAGGAUGGCGUGCGACAGACUCUGCGAAGGAAGGCUUCAUCAUCUGCGCAUUCUCGUCGUGAUGAAAGCACAGGGCCAAUCACCAGACGCCGAAGUGACAGCAAGAAUGCCAUUGCCAAUGGGUACUCUAUGGACUCUCCGUCCUUGGAUGCUCUGCCCUUGGACCUGCAGACCGGGUUGGGCCUGUACGGUGAUACGAUGAGCAUUUCCAGCGAGCCCACGACAUUGAUAGACACGAGUCCCGAGGGCCAAGCUCCGUGCGUCCCUGAGCACCUAGUGGCGGGCUGCCCCUUGACCAAGAUCACCAAGAAUAAAAAGCAAGAGAAAUUAUUCUUCAUGGAUGUCGAGGGUUCCCGUGUCUCGUGGAAGGGCGCUGUGACAACCAAAGUCUUCCACAUUGACAAUAUCAAGAGCAUCCGAAGUGGCGAGGAAGCUGCGAGCUUCCAAUCGCAGCUCCGUGGUGAAGCCGUCGACCCAGAACUGUGUUUCACCAUCAACUAUACCACCUCAGACUCGGCGAAGCAAGUCAAGUCAGUGCACCUCGUUGCUCGCAACCACCGGGACCUCCGACUGUGGGUCGACACACUCGAGAGCCUGGCCAAGCAUCGAGAGGAGCUGAUGAUGAGCAUGGUUGGCUCAACCGAACGCGAGUCAGUCGUCCGAGCUCACUGGGACAAUGAAAUGGCGAAGCGGACCAUCAAGAACAACAUCACCAAAGCCGAUGGUCUUGACCUCCCUACCGUACAGAUGCUUUGUCGUAAACUCCAUAUCCACAUUCCAGAGAAGGAGUUGGAGGAGCAUUUUCAUUCUGUCGACGUCAACAAGUCGGACCUCUUGGACUAUCCUCAAUUCAGAGACUUUCUGAGACGUCUUCGAGAAAGAAGCGACAUCAGGAAGAUCUUCGACGAAGUGAAAGGUGAUAAUGCCAUGGGCGUGACGAGGUCUCGGUUCGUCGACUUCCUCAAGCGCUAUCAAGGAAUUGACAUCGCCUCCCUUGCAGACCCCAGUGUCUGGGAAGAGAAGAUCAAUGACUUGGUAGCGAUGUCUUUUCCGGAGGAUGCAUCUCUGCAAAGAUCCGGACUCAUUGACGCCAACGCUUUUGCAUCUUUCAUUGUCUCCAAGGAUUGCCAUGUUUAUUCCAUGCCUGAUCCCCCGGUCCCCACGUUUGACCAGCCUCUUGGCGAAUACUUUAUUUCAAGCUCUCACAACACAUAUCUGACCGGUUGGCAAGUGGGAGGCACCGCUUCAGCCGAAACCUACCUCACUGCGCUGCGACACGGAUGUCGCUGCGUUGAGAUUGACUGCUGGAACGGUCAAGACGGCAACCCGAGAGUGACUCACGGUCGCACCAGGACCAGUUCCGUACCCUUCUCGGACUGUAUCAACGCUAUUCAAAGGUGCGCCUUCGAUGUCAGCCCUUAUCCAGUGAUCAUUUCUCUGGAAGUCCAUUGUGAUGCCGAGCAACAAGCCAAGAUGGUGCAGAUUAUGAAUGACGUGUUUGGAGAGCGGCUUCUUGUUCACCCUUUGCCUGGCUUUACCACACAACUUCCUUCGCCUGAAGAUCUCAAGUACAAAAUACUCAUCAAAGUCAAGUCCACUGAACUUCACGCCGAUCUCACGGCCUCACGGCAGCCUACGUCCGCGCAUCGAGAUCGGAGCGCUAGUUCUCCGAACAGGCUCAAUACCCAACCGACAACCUGGGUCCUUCCAAAGGUACCAUAUGUCUCGAGUCCCGCACUAGUAACACCACCAGAGACAAUCUAUUCUCCCACUGACAGAUCGGUCACGGCAACAAGCGGAAGCAGUGCCGAUGAGGAGAGUGAUGUCGCGCCCACCUCGCCUUCGAGUCUCGCAAUCCAACGCCCUGCCCCGAAGCUGAGCAAGGUCGGUUCCCAGCUCUCUGCUCUCGGCGUAUAUAUGAAAGGCUAUACCCUCCGCGAUGCCAGAGACCUUCGCUUCCAACAAUACAACCAUAUAUUCUCGCUCAACGAGAACAGGGCCAUCGAGCUCUGUCGCUCGACCGAGCACAAAGCUCUCUUUGAGGAUCACAACCUUCAUCACUUGUGCCGGGUCUAUCCCAAGACUCUGCGCUUCCAGUCGUCCAACUUUGAUCCCAACACCUUCUGGAGGAGGGGUGUCCAAAUGGUUGCCUUGAACUGGCAGACCUUUGACGCCCAUAUGCAGAUGAACCAGGCAAUGUUUGCCGCCGGAACUGAUGCAUAUGGCUAUGUCUUGAAGCCGGACUACCUCAGAAAGCCUCGGACGAAGCCCGGAGAUUUCGAGCAUCGGACGAAGCUGCCCCGCUACAAGAUCAGGUUCUCGGUCCAAGUGAUUUCAGCUCAACAACUACCCCGGGCGGCGAAUAUGAGCAAAGACACCCCUCUGAAUCCGUUCAUUGAAGUGCAAAUGUUCAGUGCAGAGGACCGAGCUCGGGGAAUAGCCAAUGGCACUGGCGGCACCGAGACUUACUCAAACGGCUACCAUGGAAUUGGAUUACCCUACCGUCGUCAGACCCAGAUCCGGUUUGGCAAUGGCUACAACCCUCAAUUCGGAGAAAACAUUGAGCUUAGCCUGCAGACGAAAUACCCGGAGCUUGUCUUUGUUCGAUUCAUCGUCCUGAACUCGGACGACGGAAGACACACGGGCAAAGGGGUCAGACAGCUUGCGGCAUUUACAGCGAAGCUCAGCAGCCUGCAGACGGGAUAUCGACAUCUCCCACUGUUUAAUGGACGGGGGGAAGAGUUUAUCUUCUCUACUCUGUUUUGCAAGAUCGCCAAGCAGGAGCCCAAGUUCAUGCCCUGGUCGUUGCAAGACGUCAACGAGCGGACUUCCCGACCCAAUGUGCUUCGCGGCUUCCUCUCACGCGGACUGUCAAGUGACCGAGGCAGGGAGCGCGGUUCCAGCGUCGAAGAAGUGGACGCAGGCCGAAGAGCCAACCGUGAGAGCGACGAGAAAAUUACUAAAAAGUAA